UCCAAAAUGAGAGGCUUGACUUAGCUUUGCCAUCUAUAAAGAGAUGAUGGUGAAAACAACUUCAUUGCUCCCAACCUUCAUUUCCAACUCUUUCUUUCUCUCACAUUCGACCUCUCUCUAAUCUCCGAACAAUUUGAGAGUAUCCUCUCUGAUCACUUUCUUAUUAUAUUGGUUUUCUCUUCUCCAUUCUCACGCGUCUCUUUGUAUCUCAGCUCACGGAAGCAGAAAAGCAUCUUUCCUUCCGACUUCCUCCCUUAGAUUGCCAUGCACGAAGGGCAGAGUCACGGGCAAUCUUUUGCGAUGCUUGCUCCUUCGUUCAGAUGUCCAACACCCACAGGACGAGGUAGCGAGCGAUAUGAUGUAUUCUUGAGCUUUAGAGGCUCAGAUACCCGCAAGGCAUUCGCUGAUCACCUCUAUCACGGACUCGUCAAGGCUGGGACUGUACCAAUUUUUGUGUUCAGGGACAAAGAUAGCAUCCCAAUCGGCAAGGAAUUCGGUUCACAGAUUCUUGAUUCCAUCACAUGGUCUAAGAUCUCGAUCCCUAUCAUCUCCGAGAAUUAUGCUUCAAGCAAAUGGUGCCUCCGCGAGCUUGUUCAUAUGAUGGACCGCAAGAAGAGCAUGUCACACACGGUUUUGCCCAUCUUUUACAAAGUGAAACCAUCGGAUGUGCGGUAUCUAGAAGGAAAAUUUGGGGAGGCCUUCCAUUCGAGUAAGAAGAGAUUCGAUGAGAAGGAUAUCCAUGAAGGACAACAAGCACUUUCAGAUGUGAGUUACUUAAAUGGAUGGGAAUCUGAGAAAAUUGCUGACGGGCAUGAAGGAGAACUUGUGGAAAUAGUUAUCGCAAUUGUUUUGAGCAAGUUGCAACAUGAUUUUCAGCUUGAUGUUCCUAAAAACUUAAUUGGAAUUCGUGAUCAUGUGAACACAAUUAGGAAAUGGGUAGACGCCUCUGCCAGUGAUGUUCGCAUGAUUGGAAUUUAUGGCAUGGGUGGGAUUGGCAAAACAACUCUCGCCAAGGUCAUCUACAAUGAGCUGUCGAGUGAAUUUAAGUACCACAGUUUUCUUUCAGAUGUUCAAGAAACAGCUCAUCGCAAUGGUAUCCCUCAUCUACAAAAUCUGCUAAUUAAGGAAAUAGAGCCAACUGAAUGUCAAGUUUCGAACGUUGAUGAGGGAAUUAAUGUGAUCAAAUCAAGAUUGAAAGGGAAAAAGGUUCUCAUUCUUCUAGAUGAUAUAGAUCAUAUGAGUCAACUAAAUGCUUUGGCCGGAGAACGUGAGUGGUUUAUGCCAAGAAGUAUGAUCAUUGUUACAACUAGAUAUAAAGCUAUUCUAGAUCAAUGUGAAUUCAAGGUAGACUACAAGUACGAAUUGAAUGGAUUGGAUGAGAUGCAUUCUUUACUUCUAUUUAACAGACAUGCGUUUCAUAUGGACAAUUCUUCGAGGGAUUUUGAGGAUAUCUCUCGUGAUAUCAUAUCGACCAUGGGUGGACUUCCCUUGGCUCUUGAAGUAAUAGGGUCAUACUUGUAUGAAAAAACAGAUCAAGAAGUAUGGCAUGAUGUGCUAGAGAAAUUAAGGAAAGAACCACAUGCGGAUGUUCAAGAUAAACUGAAGAUAAGUUAUGAUGCACUAGAAGAUGGACAUAAGGAGAUUUUCCUCGAUAUUGCUUGUUUCUUUAUUGGCAAAGACUGCAAAUUCGCCAUUUACAUGUGGAAGGACUUAGGAUUUUAUCCAAGUCAAGGAAUUGAAGAAUUGAAACUAAGGUGCUUAAUAAAAAUUGGAGAUCGUGGUGAGUUAAGGAUGCAUGAUCAAUUGAGAGAUCUCGGAAGGAACAUUGUCAGCCAAGAAGGACCGCUUGAGAAACGUAGCAGAUUAUGGGUCAACAAGGAAGCAUCCGGAGUACUAAUGGGAAAAACGGGAACUAAAAGGAUCCAGGCAAUUUGUCUUGGCGAAUACCAUCCAAAAUUGGGCGAUGUCCCCGCUGACCAUCUUCAGACACACACAAAUGAACAGUUUAAAAACUUACAAAGCUUAAGGUUCCUUCAGCUAAGGCGGGCGGCUUUAAGUGGAGAUUUUGAUAGUGUGUUUUCGGAAUUAAGAUGGCUUCAGUGGGAACCCAACCUAUCUUUUUCGACAACCAAUUUGCAUCUACCGAAAUUAGUGGUGCUACAGUUGUCAAAAAGCAAGAUCACAGAGCAUUGGACAGGAUGGAGUUUAAUCAUGGAGGCAAAGCGGGUGAAAGUUCUCGACCUUCAAUUCUGCGAAGAUUUAACAUGUACUCCCGAUCUCUCGGCUUUCAGAACAUUAGAGAUUCUCAGCUUGCAAUUCUGCAAGAGACUGAUGCAAAUCCACCCAUCUAUCGGCAAAGUCAAGAGCCUCGUAUCCUUAAAUUUGACUGACUGUCAACUACUCUGUGAGCUACCAGAAGAAGUGGGCGAAUUAGUGGAACUAAGAGAACUUAUAUUAGAUAUUACCAGAAUUAGCAAGCUUCCUACAUCAAUUGGUUCUCUGAUAAAGCUGGAGAAGCUAAGUGCCUGGUGUUGUUCGUUAAUAAGAGAAAUCCCUAGCUCAAUUGGGGAUUUACAGAAUUUGCAACAUCUGAUCUUUGAUCAAUCUGGGCUUGAAAUGUUACCUAUUGCUAUUGGAAGGUUGAAAAAACUGCGGACGCUAUAUCUCGAUCGAACAAAGAUAUCUUACCUGCCAGAAAGUAUUCGGAAUCUUUCUUCUCUCCAGGAGCUUCACUUAGCAAACUGUUUGGAGCUCCAAUCGCUACCAGAGCUUCCUUCUAGCUUAACGAAUCUGAUAGCCUCGAGUCAAAGUCCCAGUUUGCCACAGCUUUCUUGCCUUAGCCACCUAGAAAAAUUUAGUCUUCAUUGUUGUCCGCUCGAAUACAUCCCGGAGCUUCCCUCAAGACUCUUGAAACUUUGUGUUUCCUACUGUCAUAAGCUGACGUUGCCUAAGCUUGAGAGGUUCAAGUACUUGGAAGAAUUGGUAGUAUGGAACUGCAACUCCAUUGAAAGAUUGGACCUUUCACGAUUAAAUCGUCUGAAACGAUUAGACGCUAUUGGUUGCGAUAAUCUAGUUGAAAUUCUAUGCCAGGAUAAUUUCUUCUUGAAGGUGAUAGUAAUGUAUGGGUGCAAAUCCAUUGAAAAGCUGAUCCUUCCAGAAUUACACUGUUUGAAGGAAUUAAAGGCUCGCUAUUGUGACAAUAUAGUCGAAAUACGAGGUCUGGAUAGCGCGGAGUUCUUAGAGAAAUUGGAUGUCUCUCAUUGUGGGUCCAUUGAAAGAUUACCUGACUUAUCAUGCUUUGCGACCCUUAAAGAGGUGAACAUCCAUAGCUGUCCCAAUCUGCUUGGUGUUGAGGACCUCGAGAGAUUCACGUCUUAAUGAAGCACAUACAUAUCCCUAUAAAAAUUACCAAACCUGUCGAAAUUUGAAAUUUUGGAGAAUUUCAUGAUGAGACAUUCGCUUGGGGUUACGGAG
Messenger RNA from Rhodamnia argentea, 3474 nucleotides. Its product is annotated as disease resistance protein RUN1-like. Lineage: Eukaryota; Viridiplantae; Streptophyta; Magnoliopsida; Myrtales; Myrtaceae. The transcript is spliced from 5 exons. Gene Ontology annotation, biological process: defense response; signal transduction. Gene Ontology annotation, molecular function: ADP binding. Bases 265 to 3378 code for a protein of 1037 amino acids. The record is from RefSeq and is a predicted model, not a curated record.